Molecule: messenger RNA, 225 nt
Organism: Penicillium cataractarum
Lineage: Eukaryota; Fungi; Ascomycota; Eurotiomycetes; Eurotiales; Aspergillaceae
Exons: 4
Coding region: 1-225 (74 amino acids)
Source: RefSeq, a predicted model, not a curated record
AUGGAUAACCGGAAGGAAAUCUACUUUACCUACAAGACCGUCGACGCCUAUGAAGAGUUUGAUGGGAAAGUACGACAGAGGACACUGGUCAAGAGUCUUGGAUCGCUACUAGAUCCCUUCCUCCCACCAAUUAUCCCCCUUUAUACUAGACCCCUGAUCCCCGAGAGUAUUGGGGAAAUCAAAAAGCUGAGCGAGGAUAUUGUUGUCAGCGACAUCUCUAACUAG